AAUACAAAGGAGGAGCUACUAGAUUUCAAGGGGAAAAAAGGACCUACUUAAAGCAGCAAAACGACGCUGUUUAAUUGUUUCACCAAAUACUUGUCUUCACCGUUUUAUGAUUAAACUCCAAUCCAAACAAAACCCCAAUCUCUUCCGAUAAACACCGCAUGGCUACCGACUCACGACGUGGCGGAGUAUCACUUCCGGCUAGGAAAUCCUCCAAGCCAAAAACAGAGCCUACAAUCUUCACUAAGCUAAGCGAUUCCGAAAUCGUCGCAAAAGGAAAGCAAGCUGCGUACGACACCGCGUUUGUCGCUAAAAAGCUGCUCCGCAGCACCGGAAAAGCCGCGUGGAUUGCGGGGACCACCUUCUUAAUUCUGGUGGUGCCUCUAAUCAUCGAGAUGGACCGCGAGCAGCAAUUCAGCGAGCUCGAACUCCAACAGCAAAGCCUCCUCGGAGCUCCGCCCCAAAAGUGAAAUCAAACGGGUCGGGUCAGGUUAGGGUUACUAUUCUUUAAUGGAAAAUGAAUUAUUAGUAAUCUUCAUGUGAUUGUUGUUGUGUAAUUUGGCGAUUGCUUGGCUAUAUUAUGGCCUGAGUUAGUAACUGAUUUCUUUGAAUAAAAUGGUUAAUUAUUAACCUAA
Molecule: messenger RNA, 632 nt
Organism: Mercurialis annua (annual mercury)
Lineage: Eukaryota; Viridiplantae; Streptophyta; Magnoliopsida; Malpighiales; Euphorbiaceae
Product: mitochondrial import receptor subunit TOM9-2
Exons: 1
Coding region: 159-467 (102 amino acids)
Biological process (GO): intracellular protein transport
Cellular component (GO): mitochondrial outer membrane
Source: RefSeq, a predicted model, not a curated record